Molecule: messenger RNA, 2156 nt
Organism: Diorhabda carinulata
Lineage: Eukaryota; Metazoa; Arthropoda; Insecta; Coleoptera; Chrysomelidae
Product: C-type lectin 37Db-like
Exons: 3
Coding region: 112-660 (182 amino acids)
Biological process (GO): biological process involved in interspecies interaction between organisms
Cellular component (GO): external side of plasma membrane
Molecular function (GO): carbohydrate binding
Source: RefSeq, a predicted model, not a curated record
GUUCCCAGCAUGAUAUUUGUACAUUCAAAAGAUAAAAUUGCCAGUUAGUUCGUACUCGAAAAUCAUAACGAAUUGUCUCGGUGUAAAUUCACUAUAUUUAUUUUAUGUGAAAUGUUAUUUAAAACGAUAAUCGUUCUUGUUUUAUGGAAUCUUUGUCAUUUGGGUUUAGGAGAAAAUGCUACUGAAUUUCUAUCACCCGUCUUGAAUCGUCCUAAUAAGAGAUUUACAAAUAGAUUUUCGUCUGGUGGAAAAUCUUAUUAUGUGGAUACAGUUUUCAAGACAAAUUUUUUCAAAGCAAUGCAGUUUUGUAGACAACAAGGAAUGCAACUGUUAAGUAUAAGCAGUAGAGAAGAAGAUAAUAGGAUUGGAAAUUUUUUGCGACAAAAUGGUUUAGCUCAUCGCCGAUAUUGGACGUCGGGAACAAAUUUUGGUGAUCGUAAUCAGUGGAUUUGGCUAUCGACUGGUCAAGAUUUCACUUUCACCAAUUGGCCUCCUGGAGAGCCUUCUUUCAAAAAUACUGACCACGAGGAGAAUUGUGUUGAAUAUCUAAGUUGGGGAAAACCCCACAAUGGAUUUGCAUGGAAUGAUAUUGACUGUAUGAAGGAAUUUUAUUUUAUUUGUGAAUCGAGUAACGACUGCUCAACUGCUAAUAGAGAUUGAAUGUUUACAAAUGUUUAUAAUGAAAGAGAAUUCUACUAGUUUACAAUUAUGAGUAAAUAACCGCUUGAACCCAAAAUUUUUGUUUAAAUAUUUUUCUUGAUUUUUUAAUUAAUUAUUGUGUAGCUUCUAUAUUAUGGCCACUUCACUGCACAGGGUGUCUCACAAAUAAUGUCAGUUUUAAUUUGUCACAAUGGGCUUAGAAAAUUUUAGAAAAGUAUAUUUUUUAACGGAAUUAAUUUUACAAGAAUAAUGGUGUUUAUUAUACGAUACGAUUAAUAUUAACAACCUUCAAAAUUUAGAAGUCUGGAUAUAUUUAGCGCCCGAGAUCUAUUCUAUAUCAUCGGCGCCGAUUGUGUGGGAGAGCAACCGGCCUGUUUGGAUGUACCACUUAUUAAUUCAAUUCAGUUCAUGCUUGACAACUAUCAAAAGGUGUCAACCAACUUUCAUAAAAAAUGUAGUUUUAUAGAAAAAAGAAUAUUUUUUGACGAUUUUGUCAUGAAAAUAAGACCGAUUUUAUUUUUUACUUAAAAAAAAUACUCAAGGGGUUAAAUUUGCUCCAUAUUAAACGUGAAUUUUAAAAAUUUUCAGAUCUGAAAAACCGGUAAUGCGAAAGUCGAUCGGCGCUGGUGACGUAAGCAAGCGAUAAGUGCGUUGCAAGAAGUGAGGGCAAAUUAAUAAUAUUAAACCUUUGAAAAUUUACAUCAGCGCUAUUAUGAAUGCUAGAGACGUGCGAUGAAUUGCAAAAUUAAUGUUACGCCGUGCCCAAUCAUUUAAAAAUAUAAACGUCUCAAUUUAAACAUGUCUUAACUUGUUAAGACUAGUCUCCAAUAAGCUUGUGUCCACUAAGAAUAAAUCGGAUGGCUUUGAGUUUCUAAUGAUUAACCAUGAUAAUAAGUAAAUAAAAAAACAACUUUUCCACAAAAAUAAUAGAAGAUUAAUAAUAUUUUUGGAAAAUAAAAUCGACAAAAUGUGGCGUUUAAUCAAGUGACAUUGAAGAGCAAUCAGAAAACGUGACGUCAUACCUCGCGAAACGCUGUGUUGUAGCUGUCUUUUUCGUAUAAAGUGACAAGAUUAUUUCGAUUUUGCAGUAAUUAUUGUUACAUUAAUAAAGUUCGUUUUGAGUUUAAUCUUGAAAGACAGAUAUAAUUUGCCAUGGAAACAAGAUUUAACAAAGCAAACUUAAGUCGUUAUGCUUGACAAAUUUUUUGCAAUGAACACCCACUUUUGUUCAUCGUAAGUUCGCAGUGUUAAAACUUAUAUGUAAGUAUUAUGUGAAGAACAAACAAGGUCUUAUAUAAUUAGCAGUUACCAGUCAGAGAGUCGCAUUUACACCCUGUGGAAUGAAAAUACUUAACUGAUUUUGAGGUUAGCGAAUACAAAGUUUCAAUAAGUUUCAAUGUUAUGUGUGGUAUAUUAUGGUAGAUUUUGUACAUUUAUAAAUAGAUACAUCAAGUUUUGUUUGAUAAUUACAUCAACAUGAUCUUAAUAAAGUAAGA